UCCCUUCUGUCCUGUCUCCUCUCCUCUUCUUCUUCUUCUCUUCAAUUCAAAUAAAUUCAACGAACAAUCCCCCUCUGAUAUAAAAUAGAGUAAAUUUAGUUCCUUUGGGAGGUGGGUUUUCAUUUUUCUCCUUAAAACGAUGGAAAAUCCGAGCUUGGUGUGUUCACCUAAAAUGGUUCUUGGCCUCUCCCAAAACCCCAAAAAUUCAAUCUUUAACAAACCCUUUCUGGGUUUUCCUCAAAAACCUAGUAGUAUCAGCAGCAAUCCCAGAAAGCCCUCAACUUCCCUUCUGCCUUUUCCUCAUCUGCCGGUUUCGAGAAGAGGUAAAACACUUGUGCUUGUGAAACUAAAAGGAGACUGUUUUGCAAGCACUACUUCUUCAAGUAACCAACAAACAUCUUCUGUCGGUGUAAAUCCACUGCCUGUGCAACCGCCUCCUUCUAGUGUGGGGUCUCCUCUUUUUUGGAUUGGAGUUGGUGUUGGGUUCUCGGCACUUUUCUCAUGGGUGGCAACGAAUCUAAAGAAAUAUGCAAUGCAACAAGCCUUCAAGACAAUGAUGGGACAGAUGAAUACACAGAGUAAUCAAUUUGGUAAUGAUGGCUUUCCUUUCCCUUUCCCUUAUGCAUCUUCAGCAGCAUCUGCUACAGCAAGCUCGCCACCAACAGCAUCUGGUACAGCAACAUCACCAUCACAAGUAGCAUCUCAAGCAGUGACUGUUGAUGUCUCUGCCUCCAAUGUUGAGGAACCUCCAGCAACAGAUAUAAAAGAUGAUUCAGAACCCAGGAAAGAAGCAAAAAGAUAUGCAUUUGUAGAUGUCUCUCCAGAAGAAACAUUCCAGAAGAAUGCUUUCGAAAGUUACAAGGAAUCAGCUGAGGCAGACUCAUUUAAGGAGCCUGUUGUUAUUGAUUACGGUACACAAAAUGGUGCUGCUUCAAAGCCGGAAGAAGGUGCCUCUCAAGCAUCUUCCUCAAACCGACAAGCAAACCCUUUGUUAUCAGUGGAUGCUUUGGAGCAAAUGAUGGAAGAUCCAACAGUACAAAAGAUGAUUUUCCCCUAUCUGCCCAAGGAGAUGAGGGAGCCUGCUACCUUCAAAUGGAUGCUACAGAAUCCAGCAUAUCGUCAGCAACUACAAGACAUGCUGAACAAGAUGGGUGGAAGUCCUGAAUGGGACAACCAGAUGGUGGACACCUUGAAAAAUUUUGAUCUUAACAGUCCUGAGGUCAAGCAGCAGUUUGAUCAAAUAGGACUUACUCCUGAGGAAGUCAUUUCAAAAAUUAUGGCCAAUCCUGAUGUUGCUAUGGCAUUUCAAAAUCCCAGAAUUCAAGCUGCUAUCAUGGAUUGCUCUCAAAAUCCACUCAGUAUUGCCAAAUAUCAAAAUGAUAAGGAGGUUAUGGAUGUUUUCAACAAGAUAUCAGAACUCUUUCCUGGGGUGACAGGUUCACAGUGACUUCAUAGUUCUGACUGUGUCCCCUAAACAGUUAAAAGAUGCAAAUUGAGGAGAAGCUAUAAAGCAUAUUGCAGCUCUUUUACCUAAAGAUUGCCAAAAUAGUCAUGAGCGUAGUUCACGAGCCUAAAGAAUACCAGCUUUGUUCACGAGCCUAAAGAUUGCCAAAAUAGUCGAGCAUCAGCCAUUUGUGGUCAAAAGUCACCAAAAGCUUAGUAUUUUUUGCUAUAGUUUUGAUCAUCUCACCUCUUGAAUAGAUAUUUGGAGCUGUUGUCUGCUGUAAAUUUUGGUGCAAUUUGUUUUAAUUGUUAAUCCGGCCAAACUUUAUUAUGUAUUGUGUCACAACUAUAUGUUAUUGCCUAUUGUUUUUGCCUUUUUAUAUCCUAUAGCAGCAUGUUUGAAA
Coffea eugenioides is the source of this 1847-nucleotide messenger RNA. RefSeq names its product protein TIC 40, chloroplastic. The record is from RefSeq and is a predicted model, not a curated record. The coding region runs from base 140 to 1447 and encodes 435 amino acids. The transcript has 14 exons. Lineage: Eukaryota; Viridiplantae; Streptophyta; Magnoliopsida; Gentianales; Rubiaceae. Gene Ontology annotation, cellular component: chloroplast thylakoid membrane; chloroplast inner membrane. Gene Ontology annotation, biological process: chloroplast organization; protein import into chloroplast stroma.